UAAACUACCUGGCCGCGAUGUUGCAACUAUACUUCACAGCGGUGGCAUAUCUCGCACAGCUAGCCGCAGCACACGGUGGCGCCCUUAACUACACCGUCGGCGAUACCUGGUACGCAGGCUACGAUCCCUUCGGCCCCAAGGACCAAGACGAUGCCCCCUACAUCGUGCAACGAAAAUGGAUCACCAACGAGCCCAUCUUCGAGACCACGAACGCCAGCCUAGCCUGCAACUUCCCCGGUAACCCCGCCCGAGCCUACAUCCCCAUCAACGCGGGAGAAAACAUAACCGCCGUCUACAACACCUGGGUCCAUACCGUAGGCCCGAUGAUAGCGUGGCUCACGCCGUGCGCGAAUAAUGACUGCUCGACAUUCGAUCCGGCGGGCGCGGAGUGGUUCAAGAUAGGCCAGCAGGGGCUUCUCUGGGGCACCAUCGAGGGCGGCGGGUGGUUUCAGAAGGAGUUUUCGAGAUGGGACGGCUCGCCGAGCUUGUGGAGUGAGAGGAUUCCUGAGACGUUGAGGGCGGGGAAGUAUCUUGUUAGGCAUGAGAUUAUCAGUCUGCAUUCGGCGCACAAACCACAGUUUUACCCUGAGUGUGCGCACUUGGAUGUGAAGGGGUCGGGAACGGGGUUUCCGACGAAGGAGUUCAUGGCGAAGAUACCGGGUGUUUACUCGAUGGAUCAGCCAGAGAUCAAUAUAGAUGUGUAUGAUCCGGAGAUAUCGACGAAGACAGAAUACAAGAUCCCAGGACCUCUAGUUUGGACAGGUUGAGCAUCGCCGCUCCUGGC
Messenger RNA from Aaosphaeria arxii CBS 175.79, 784 nucleotides. Its product is annotated as lytic polysaccharide monooxygenase. The record is from RefSeq and is a predicted model, not a curated record. Lineage: Eukaryota; Fungi; Ascomycota; Dothideomycetes; Pleosporales. The transcript is spliced from 4 exons. The coding region runs from base 18 to 767 and encodes 249 amino acids.